Carassius carassius (crucian carp) is the source of this 2485-nucleotide messenger RNA. RefSeq lists its product as uncharacterized. Bases 76 to 2349 code for a protein of 757 amino acids. The transcript has 14 exons. Lineage: Eukaryota; Metazoa; Chordata; Actinopteri; Cypriniformes; Cyprinidae. The record is from RefSeq and is a predicted model, not a curated record.
CAUCUUCAGAGACUAAAAACCCUGCUAACUUCUGUCACUGUCUCUGCACCAGUGGAAGUAGAAGAGACACCCACCAUGUCUGCAUGGACCAAAAGACAGGUCAUCUCUGAAAAAAAGUUCAGGGCUGCAAUGCCAGAGAUUUUAAAUUGCAUGUUGGCUGCAGAGACAGUAACCCAGCAUUGCUGUCAACAAUGCAAAACUGGUAAUGCUGUUGUCCGGUGCCUAGACUGUGUUCCCUCAGGAGGUCAGUUUUUCUGUUCAACGUGUGACACAGAGAUCCACAGAAAAAAUGUGUUCCAUGAUAGGGAAGCUAUGUUUGAUGGUUUUUUAAGACCUAUUCCACCAACAUCCUUUGUGGUGAUUGAUGAAAGUGACCAGUAUCAACUCCGUGAACAAGUGUGUAUGCUUCCAAUUCCUCCACCGAUGCAAAUCUGUUCCUGCGGUCCAAACCAAGACUUCACAGUUAUCCCAGGAAAGCAGACUGUCUUAGUGACUAUCAACGGUCCAUACAACCUGUGCCUGCCUUGUAUAUGCUGCCCACUUUGUUCUUCCAAAUGGACUCCUGGGAUUAGUGACUUGCUUGAAUACAGAUACUGGCCAGCAACCACCAGCUGCCAAAUGCUGUUCAAGUUUGAUGUGUUCACAUCAUUUGAGCAGAUUAAAUUAGCUAGCCCAGCUUUAUCCCAACAAGCAUUCCUCAAAAUGCUUGAACAUCGAUCUCUUUGCACUGGUCGGAUGGGUAGUAUUUGUAGUGAUACCUUCCAUAGAGUUUUUCGAGAGUUUGCCUUCUGCAAUUUUAAGAAAGAAGAUCUCUGUCUGAUGGAGCCCUUUAAAUGCCCAGCAUGCACACCAGACAUGCUGGCUAUUUCUGCAGAUGGUAAUAGAAAACAUUACCGGUUCAAGAAGUCCAAAGGGACAGAUGAACCAUCUCUUUUUGAUGGACUGUUCAUCGCUCAAGAUGCCAAAGUAUCUGCCUUUGUUGACCAAAUAAGAAGCCAAAUGUUAAGUAGGACAGGUCAUGAUGUCUGCGGACCGGCAACAUUUGCAGCAGGCAGAGAAAUUUCACAGAAGUCCAGGGCCAAGGUGGAUGAAGAGGGCCUUGAAAUAGCAGUGUGCAGACAUGGAAUCUUGUUGCAAGGCUUGAAUCACUACCGUGGUGAAAUAUAUGCCUACCCAAUGUUCCUGCAGAAGGAACUGGCACAAGCUGCAAAUGCAACCUUCUUUUGUAUGGACAUUGCUUGCAGGUACUGGCCUUAUUUGGAAAAGAUGGCAGAGAAGUUACCUGAGCUCCAACCACUUACCAUGAUGAAGCCUUUUCUAUCUGUAAUGCAUGCCAAGGCUCACACUGGCAAAUGUGAGGUUAAAUGGGGCGGUAGAAGCCAGGAUGGUGCAGGAAAUACUGUUGGUGAAGAGGUGGAACAGGUCAAUAGCUUCCUUUCAAGGGCAGCUCUUACUACAAAGUACAUGACCAAGACAGGCAGAGGAGAUAUGAUAACUGUGCUUGCCAUGGGAUGGAACCAUAGGAAAGUGCAGAGUCUCCACAAGACACUGGCAAAAAGAUUUGUCAAAACUACACAGAGAGCAGAAAUAGAAGCAGCCAAUCUUGAGAGUCUCAAGCAGGAGUUAAACAUAUCUAUGGAGGAUGCAGAUCGGUGGGUGUGUGAUGUCAAGCAAUGGGCAGCCACUGAGAGACACAGUACUCACAAAAGCCAGGAAGAGCUCCAGAGAGAAAUCGAUGAGAUUAUUUAUUCCAUCCGAAGAAAGAAGCAUGAUCUGUAUCGGCAAAAUGACAGCAACCAAACAAGGCAACGCAAACGGAGGAGACUUGGUGAGCUAAAAAAGACACUCAGAGAGAAGAUAGUGCUGUACAACACCAUUCCUGACUGUGAAGAGAAAAUUGACACCGAAGCAGCAUGCAGUCUCUCUGAUGAUUUUAUUCUGCCUUGGGAAGCACAAGGAGAUGUAGUGAGUCUCCGCUUGAAGAGGCGACUGUUUGACCAAGUCAUGCUGGUCAGGCGCAUGGAUGAGGAGAAGAUGAUAAUUGUAAAGGAGAUGACUCAGCAUUAUCAACAUCUAAAAAAAACUUUGGACAAACUGGACAGUCUCCUUCGGGAGACUAAAGAGGACAUCAAGAUCCAUAAUCCGCCUAGAGAGCUGACCGAAGAGGGACACAGGGGGCUAUACUGCUGCAUCUUACACAAGCGCCACAUUCUGCAGCAAAAACUUGCAGCAGUCACCAGCACCUAUGGCAGUGUCAACACAGACCCUUCCUUCUUUACGCUGGAGGAAGAUGUUGAAGAGGAGAGUGAGGACAACAGCAGUCCAGACCUUUCUGAAGAAGAGUUUUAAAGUUUUAGCACAAACAUUGGAAGCAUUGGAUUCAUCAUCUUCCCAAAAUCAGACUCUUGAAUUUUGCGCACACACACAGACACACUCUCUCUCACACACACUCACAUGCGCACACACACACACACUCAGUCUCUCU